AUGAGACCUGGAUCAAAAACCUUAAAAGAAAUAAUUAACAUAAAUGCUGAAAUAAUAUGUAAAUGGACAACAUUAAGUACCCAACGUAUUGUAUUUUAUACAAACAAUUCAAUGAUUGAUAUUCCUCGAUUUCAAAAACAAAUUAUAUUACAAAAGAAUUAUUUAAUUAUAUUUAAAACAACUGAUGGAUCAAUUUAUGGGACUUAUAAUAAUUCUAAUUUAAAUGAAAAUAAAACUGAUUUAUUUAAUGAUAAUAAUCAUUUUAUAUUUCAAUUAAAUCCACCAAUGCAAUUUAAAAGAAAAGAAUUAAAUAAUAAUUCAUUUAGAAUCUUUCCUUGGAAAAAAAGAUCAAAAUUAGUUUUUUGUGUUCCUGGUGCUUUUAUUAUUUCAAAUCCACAAGGUGUAAUUUAUCCAUAUAUUUCAAAUUAUUAUAAUGGAAUAAAUUGGAUAGGAAGAGUUAUUAGUGUAAAUGAACUUGCUAUAGUUCAAUGUAUUGGAAAAACAGAAAUUGCACCAAUUACAAUUGCUCCUCAAAAGUCACUUGAAGAAAUUUAUUAUCAAUUCGAAAAUGUUCUAAAAAGUUAUUUUAAUAAACCUGUCUUAUUAAAAAAAGUUAUUGGAUGGAAUAGAAUAAUGAUGAGUUCAAGUGAAUUUAAUAAAACAAUUCAUUCAUUAAAUGGAUUUAUUGUAUUAAUUCAAACUAUAGAUAAUUAUGUAUUUGGAUCUUAUAAUGAAAAAAUACCUGAUCACAAAUUUGAUAAUGUAAAAGAUCUUGUUGAUAAUGAACAUUUUGCUUUCUCUCUUAUUGGUGUUUCUUUACAUCACCCAAGAAAAUUUAUUAGAACUAAAAAAAAUACAAGAACAGUUCGUUAUUAUCCUGACAAUCAACAAGCUUCAAUUUUUGGUGUUCCUCGUUUUUAUUUUAUUUCAAAAGAAGCAAUUCAAUUAUCUUAUGAUUUUAGUGUCUAUUAUCAAGAUGUCCCUCCUGAAGGAAUUGAACUCUUUGCUGUUGGAAGAAAAAAACAUCUUAAUUAUAUAGUUAAACCUUUAGAAGUUUGGAUCAUUGAAGUUACUAAAUCUUCAGAUUAA
This is a messenger RNA of Entamoeba dispar SAW760, 1089 nucleotides long. RefSeq lists its product as uncharacterized. The transcript has a single exon. Lineage: Eukaryota; Evosea; Mastigamoebida; Endamoebidae. The record is from RefSeq and is a predicted model, not a curated record. Bases 1 to 1089 code for a protein of 362 amino acids.